Ceratitis capitata (Mediterranean fruit fly) is the source of this 2178-nucleotide messenger RNA. Its product is annotated as transmembrane protein 209. Gene Ontology annotation, cellular component: membrane. The transcript has 9 exons. The coding region runs from base 270 to 1916 and encodes 548 amino acids. NCBI's taxonomy places the organism in Eukaryota, Metazoa, Arthropoda, Insecta, Diptera, Tephritidae. The record is from RefSeq and is a predicted model, not a curated record.
ACUGGUCCCUUAUUGGGUGUUGUACGCGCUAAGUAAACCCAUUUGACUUAAGUUUUCUGGUUAUAAGUUCUCUGGAGAUGUCGCCAUUUUAAUGUGGAACUUAGCGGUGACACAGAACCAUAACCUUAAAAAGCGGCAUUGCAAAAACAGCUGUUAUAAAGGCGCAAAUAAAUAGUUUAUUCCGGCAUUCUACCAAGGCAUCUUUCGGUUACCAUUUUAAUCGUCGAAAAGAAACUAUUUACAUUUGCUGUAAAAAUCAAAAAUAUACAAUGCGGUGUUUGCAAAACUAUUGCGAUUCACCCAACAAAUUGGUGGAGCGCUCUUUGAGUAUGCAUCUGCGUGCCAAAAAUGCAAAGUAUAGUCUGCGUUGGGGCUGCGUCAAUGUGUUGUUAUUAGCCAUACUCCUAUUUGAUAUAUCAAAUCAAUGCCCAUUUAGUCGCUCUAAAUGGUAUUAUGUGGAGUACGUUGCUGCCGUGUUAACGGGACUUGGCGCAUUUUCCUGUUUCCUCAAAUACUUUUUAUACAUUUUCCAUAAGGAUCCCAUAGUGGGCACAAAAGAACAGAAGAAUUUGCUGAAAUUUGAUGAUGGCGAUUCGUCUUUUCUGGUCUCACCACCGGCGGAGAAGAAAAAAGAGCGUUGCGAAGAUUUAGCACCGAACCUAAUAAAUAACACAUUAUUGAGUUGGCAUUCAUCUUUUAAUGAUUCUCGUGCUGGAAUGUCGCACAAUUGGAGUUAUAGUCGCACUACCCCGCCUCGUAGCAGUUUCAGUCCACAGCAGCAACAGCAACAACUUAAUGCUUCGUGGAAUUCCCCAAUGAGUAAUCGUUCAAUGGUGCUCGGUGCUAACAAUAGCUCCAUGAAUAAUACCAAUUCCUUUGUAGAGUCUUACCCGAAAUACAAACGUGAUGAGUUGAUAACUGAUGAAGAGAGUUUGAAACAAUAUUUGAAAGAAUUCUCCAUACAUGAGCAAAGUAUGAACGAGACAGCGGAUUUAAGUCAACAUUAUAAUACCAGCUCUGUCAACUCGUUUUGGAAUUAUUGCAAUACUGCUGCUAACAUGCUCAAGACCUCCAUUUACCAAUUGGCGCCAAUGACGACGCCUUCUACGCCUAGUAAACAAUCAGCUACGGAAGAUGGUGGCCUUAAAUUUAUGGAUCACAACUCGGAAAUCAUUAGGCGUAUUUCUUCCGAAAAACUGUCACAAUAUGUGGCCAACUUGAGAAGAUGGAUGUCUGCUACCAUUUUGGAGCGUUUGUCUAAGGAAAUCAAAAAUAUUGAUGAAUCUUUUAAAAAUCGUGGAUUUGCGGAUAUGCGUAUGGGUGGCAUUAGCUUGGAACGGCUUAAGAAAACAGUUGAAAACCAACAAUUUGUUAAUCAGUAUAUGCCAAUGCUGCCUUUGAUACUACCAUUUUUGGAAAUGUCCAGCAAUCAGGAGUAUUUGGUGCAGCGUAUUAAAGAUUUAGCAGAAGGCUCUUGCAUUGCGGAUUAUCGUUGGAACUCUGGCGCUGCUUAUCACGGCUUAAAGUGGGAUGAGCAUCUACCCACCGAUGCAGCUAUACUGUUUCACAUUUUCUGUGUUUAUAUGGAUAGUCAACUUAUGCCACUACCACAAGGUGGCGGCCGUCCAUUCUUCAGCCGCUAUGUAAUUAUGGGCAAGGAAAAGCGUUCAGCCAAAGAGACCAUGGCGCUAGUUCAAAAUAAAGCACACUGUGCUAUACUCUGCACGAACCCACAGAAACCGCGUUUCAAUUUUAUAAGCGAUAAGGAGAUACACACCUGCGCGUAUGAUCGUAAUAAUCUCUUCUAUGUAGUUAUACAAUUUUUAAUUUACAUGAAGACACAUCAUGAAGGUGCAUUGGAAGGUGUAAAUUUGGGUAAAAGUGGCGUCAAUAUUUUAUGCGUCAUCGAUGGUUGAAGCGAAUCUAAGUAAUUUUCUACGCCUAUUAUGAAACACAUGCACUUACAUCUAGGUAUAAGUAACUAACAAUACAACCUUUAAUUUAAAGUAAUUAAAUAAGACUUGACAUGUGGUGAAUAUAAGUUCACUGCUCUCCUAGGUUUUAAGAGUUAAGUCAAUUUAAUGUUUAUUGAAUGUAUCUUAAACUAGCUAUACAACAAUUUCUAAUUGAUGAAACAAUUUCAUAAGCAGAAAAUAUACAUAUACAUAAAUAUAAACA